Varanus komodoensis (Komodo dragon) is the source of this 835-nucleotide messenger RNA. It is a transcript of the gene APH1A, whose product is annotated as aph-1 homolog A, gamma-secretase subunit. Lineage: Eukaryota; Metazoa; Chordata; Lepidosauria; Squamata; Varanidae. Gene Ontology annotation, cellular component: gamma-secretase complex; membrane; endoplasmic reticulum. Gene Ontology annotation, molecular function: protein-macromolecule adaptor activity. The record is from RefSeq and is a predicted model, not a curated record. Gene Ontology annotation, biological process: protein processing; positive regulation of catalytic activity; Notch receptor processing.
GGGGCGGCCGUGUUCUUCGGCGGCGCCUCGGUCGCCUUCGGACCGGCGCUGGCGCUCUGCCUGCUCACCGUGGCCGGGGCCCCGCUGCGCGUCCGCGUCCUCGCGGCUGGGGCCUCCUUCGGGCUGCUCUCCCUCCCGCUGGCGUCCUCCGUUUGGUGUGUCUCCGUCCGCCUGAGCCUCCCGAUGUUCGGGGCCGCCCUGUCGGUCCUGCUGCAGGAGGCCCUCCGCUUCGGCUACUCAAGCUGCUCAAGUAAGGCUGACAGAGGCCUGGGGACCAUCAGGGAAGAUGGGAGGUCUCCCAUCUCCAGCAGGCAGAUGGCGUAUGUGUCGGGUCUCUGCUUUGGCGUCAUCGGUGGCGUCUUCUCGGUGAUCAACAUUCCCGCAGAUUCCAUUGGGCCGGGCACCGUGGGGAUCCACAGGGAUUCUCCUCAUUACUUCAUCACGUCAGCCUUCCUCGCCGUGGCGUUCGUUUUCCUGCACACGUUCUGGGGUACGAUUUUCUUUGAUGCCGGCGAGAAGACGCGCUACUGGAGGCUGGCGCUGGUGGUCGCCGGUCACCUGGUCUCGUCGGGGCUGACGUUCCUGAACCCGUGCUGCGGAGCAAGCCUCGUCCCCAUCACGCUCCCCACGGGUGCCUGGGCCUUCUCCACCGCCGGAGGCUCCCUGCGGAGCCUCGUCGCCUGCCUUUCCUGCCGACGGAAGGAGGGUGACCGCGUCGUGCUGUGCCCUACGCUGCAAGUCCCCGUGGAGGACUGAGGCGCCCUCUGGCCUCCCGGAAGCAGGAUGCUUCUACGGGAGGGCCGUUGCCCGGAUGCCCACUGCUCCGCAGCUGCGA